CAUUUUUACCAUUCAUGCGGAGUUGCGCGGACGGAGUGGAGGUGUUGUUGCUGCCGGUGUGUUUGGACAAGAAGCUCCGGCCAAGGUUACUGCGGUUUGUCUCCAAAUUCAACUGGAUGAACCCCCGGGAAGUGCGCUGAGAGCAUGGCUACUCUGCAACAAAGGGAAACGCACAGACGGAAAGUUUAAGAGGAAAAGGGCUGUUGAAAUUCCCACUCCGAAACCCCGGGUGAACACAACUGAGGAGCGAUGCACUUCACUAAAUGGGAUUUGUUCUUGAUUUUCUGGUGGUUUAAACUCGUUUCCCUGUCGCAUUGUUUCACUGUUCAUAUCAGUGAGGAUGCGGGGCCAAGGACGGUGGUGGCCGGCGUGGAGCGGGGCGCACGGUGUACUUUGGAUCAGGUAAUCGCUCCCAAAUUCACUGAGAGCUUCAUUGACACUGACGCGGCGGCGGGCAUUGUGCUCCUGUCGGACUUUGUAAAUUGCCCCUCACUCCGCUCAAACCCCUUUACAAUCUACACUGUUGUGGACUGCACGGACCUGGAGGACGGGUCUGGCUACAGGCAUCUGCUCACCAGUCAGUACGAUGUGCAUGUUCACGGUAGGAACUGUUCAAACAAGCCCAAGAGGAAAUCUCAGUGGGAUAUCGACAUCCUCAGUUUGUUCACUUCCCACAGCCAUCACCAUGUAGAGUGCCACGAAGCUGGCUCUGCUUUAUUCAGAGUGGGGGAUCUGCUACCUGGCGCUCCGAUCCGCGGCCGGAUCCGCUGCACAGUGACCAAUAGCCGUGACUUUUACUUUUCCCAGGGGGAGUUGUUUGUGUCUGAGACUCUGUGCUGGAGACCUGAUACACUCCUGGAGCUUGACUUGCAUUGUGAUGAAUUCACCAGAAAAGGAGCGCAGCCGAAAGUUAACCGCAUCUCCAUCCACUGGCGUGUAGGUCAGGGCCCCUUCAGGCAGAGGCACCUGGGGAAGCUGCUAGAAAAGGCAGCCCACUCUGAUGCAGGCAUUGUGAGCAGCAGCAGGAGGAGGAGAGGUGUAAACAGCAGCCCCCAGUUUCAGCCCCCUAUGUACCAAGUGUCUGUGCCAGAGAAUAGGCCAGCUGGGACUCCUGUUGUUGUGUUGAAAGCAGUGGAUGUGGAUGAGGGAGAGGCAGGCAGGCUUGAGUAUUUUAUAGAGGCUCUGUUUGAUAGCCGCUCCAACAACCUUUUUGCAGUGGACCCAGUCAGCGGGGCUGUUUCCACUGUGGAGGUGCUGGACCGGGAGACAAAAGACACCCAUGUGUUCCGUGUGACUGCAGUUGACCAUGGCACGCCCCGGCGCACAGCCAUGGCCACUCUCACUAUUACAGUCAGUGACACUAACGACCAUGACCCCGUUUUUGAGCAGGAAGACUAUAAGGAGAGCGUCAGGGAGAAUCUAGAAAUAGGUUACGAGGUUUUGACUGUGAGGGCCACUGAUGGGGACGCACCUGUCAACGGCAACAUCCUAUACCACGUCCUCAACAGUAACGGCUCUAAUGAUGUGUUUGAGAUUGAUUCGAGGUCUGGGGUAAUCCGCACCAAAGGUCUGGUAGACAGAGAGGAGGUGGACGCCUACAUGCUGCUGGUUGAGGCAAAUGACCAAGGUCGUGACCCUGGCCCUCGCAGCACCACAGCGACAGUUCACAUUGUGGUAGAGGAUGAUAAUGAUAAUGCUCCACAGUUUAGUGAGAAGCGCUAUGUGGUCCAGGUGCCAGAGGAUAUGGCCCCAAACACAGAAAUCCUACAGGUUACUGCCACCGAUAAGGACAGAGGCAGCAACGCAGUCGUUCACUUCAGCAUCAUGAGUGGAAACACCAGGGGACAGUUUUAUAUUGAUGCUCAGACUGGCAAGAUGGACCUGGUGAGCCACCUGGAUUAUGAGGCCAAUAAAGAAUACACACUAAGAAUCCGAGCUCAGGACGGAGGGCGUCCGCCACUCUCCAACAUCAGUGGCCUGGUUACAGUGCAGGUGCUGGAUGUCAAUGACAAUGCCCCCAUUUUUGUCAGUACCCCGUUUCAGGCCACUGUGCUGGAGAACGUGCCUCUGGGCUACUCCAUCAUUCACAUCCAAGCUGUCGAUGCAGAUUCAGGUGAUAACUCCAGGCUGGAGUAUCGCCUCACUGAAACCACGCCCAACUUCCCGUUCUCCAUUAACAACAGCACCGGAUGGAUUGUGGUGGCAGCCGAGCUUGACAGAGAGAGUGUAGAUUUUUACAACUUUGGAGUGGAGGCCCGAGACCACGGCUACCCUGUCAUGUCGUCCUCGGCCAGCAUCAGCAUGACUAUUCUUGAUGUCAACGACAACAACCCCGAGUUCACUCAGAAGGCGUAUUACAUGCGACUGAAUGAGGAUGCUGCUGUGGGCACCAGUGUGGUCACAGUCUCUGCUGUGGACCAGGACAUCAACAGUGUGGUGACAUAUCAGAUAUCCAGCGGCAACACCCGGAACAGGUUUUCCAUCACUAGCCAGAGCGGGGGUGGGCUGAUAACGCUGGCGCUGCCCUUAGACUACAAGCUGGAACGCCAGUAUGUCCUCAGUGUCACUGCAAGUGAUGGUACACGGUUUGACACUGCCAAAGUGUUUGUAAAUGUCACAGACGCCAACACCCACCGGCCUGUUUUCCAGAGUUCACAUUAUACUGUCAAUAUCAAUGAGGACAGGCCUGUGGGAACCACUGUUGUGGUAAUAAGUGCCACAGAUGAAGAUACAGGGGAGAAUGCACGCAUCACCUACUUUAUGGAUGACAGCAUCCCUCAGUUUGACAUUGACCCCGACACCGGCGCUGUCACCACCCAGAUGGAGCUAGACUAUGAAGACCAGGUUUCCUAUACAUUAGCCAUCACAGCUCGGGAUAACGGCAUCCCACAGAAGUCUGACACCACCUACCUGGAGAUCUUAGUGAACGAUGUUAAUGACAACUCCCCCCGCUUCCUCAGAGACCACUAUGUGGGCUCUGUGAUGGAGGAUGUGCCAGUGUUCACCAGCGUGGUUCAGGUUUCUGCCACAGAUCGAGACUCCGGGCUCAAUGGGCGCGUCUUCUACACCUUCCAGGGAGGAGAGGAUGGUGACGGAGAUUUCAUAAUUGAAUCCACGUCUGGCAUUGUCCGCACACUGCGCCGGUUAGACAGGGAAAAUGUGCCCAUUUACAACCUGCAGGCGUUUGCUGUGGAUAAGGGUGUGCCUGCUCUGAAAACCCCAAUAAACAUUCAAGUGACCAUCCUAGAUGUAAAUGACAAUCCUCCUGUUUUUGAGAAAGAUGAGUUUGACAUAAUGGUGGAAGAGAACAGCCCCAUAGGCGUAGUAGUAGCACAUAUAUCAGCCACAGAUCCAGAUGAAGGCAGCAAUGCACAAAUUAUGUACCAAAUAGUCGAGGGUAAUAUUCCAGAGGUGUUCCAGCUUGAUAUUUUCUCCGGUGAACUGACCGGUUUAAUAGACCUGGACUAUGAGAUUAGAUCUGAGUAUGUCAUUGUGGUGCAGGCCACCUCCGCUCCCCUGGUCAGCCGCGCCACCGUGCACAUCAAACUCAUUGACAAGAAUGACAAUGUGCCUGUGCUCAAAAACUUUCAGAUUAUCUUCAACAACUACGUAACUGAUAAGUCAAGCAGCUUCCCCACUGGAGUAAUUGGGCGCAUCCCGGCCUUUGACCCAGAUGUCUCAGAUCAGCUCCACUACAGCUUUGAGAUGGGGAACGAGCUGAACUUAGUCCUGCUGAACCAAACCACAGGAGAGAUCCAGCUGAGCCAGGCUCUGGAUAACAACAGACCCCUGGAGGCAUCCAUGAGGAUUUCUGUGUCAGACGGGAUCCACUCAGUGUCGGCCCAGUGUCUCCUCCAAGUCACCAUCAUCACAGAUGAAAUGCUGUCCAACAGUAUCACACUGCGGCUGGCCAACACUUCACAGGAACACUUCCUGUCCCUGCUGCUCGCCCAGUUCCUGGACGGCGUGGCCCGUGUUUUGUCUGCCGCCCGCGAAGACGUGGUCGUCUUCAACAUCCAGGACGACACGGAUGUCAGCGCGCGCAUCCUCAACGUCAGCCUGUCUGUGGCCGUGCCUGUGCCGGGGGAGGGCCACCGGCCUGGAGGGCUAAGCCGGGGGAGCGACCGGGCCGGGAGAGGAGUCGGAGGAGGAGGAGGAGGAGGAGGUGCAGAGUUCUUUGGCUCAGAGGAACUCCAGGAGAGGCUGUACUUGAAUCGCAGCCUGCUGGCUCGGAUCUCCUCCCAGCAAGUGCUGCCCUUUGAUGACAACAUCUGCCUGCGCGAGCCCUGUGAAAACUACAUGAAGUGUGUGUCCGUGCUGAAGUUUGACAGCCUGGCGCCAUUUGUUGCUUCGGACACCAUCCUGUUCCGACCCAUCCAUCCCAUCGCCGGGCUGCGCUGCCGCUGUCCCACCGGCUUCACGGGAGACUACUGCGAGACGGAGAUCGACCUGUGCUACUCCAAACCCUGCGGAGCCCACGGGGUCUGCCGCAGCCGCGAGGGAGGCUACACUUGCGAGUGCCUUGAUGACUACACUGGAGAGCGGUGCGAGCUGUCGUCCCGCUCGGGGCGAUGUGCACCAGGGGUGUGUAAGAACGGAGGCACGUGUGUGAACCUGCUGGUUGGUGGCUUCAAGUGCGAGUGUCCGCCGGGCGGCUACGAGAAGCCCUACUGCGAGAUGACCACCCGCAACUUCCCCCCGCAGUCCUUCCUGACCUUCAAGGGCCUCCGGCAGCGCUUCCACUUCACUCUCUCCCUCACAUUUGCCACCAAAGAGCCCAACGGUUUGUUACUCUACAAUGGCCGCUUCAAUGAAAAGCAUGACUUCAUCGCCAUGGAAAUCAUCAACGAACAGAUACAGCUCACCUUCUCUGCAGGUGAGACCAAGACUACAGUUUCACCAUAUAUCCUUGGAGGUGUCAGUGAUGGCCAAUGGCACGUGGUCCAAGUCCACUAUUACAACAAGCCGAUCUUAAACCAGGCUGGCCUGCCGCAGGGACCCUCAGACCAGAAGGUUGUCGUGGUGACGGUGGACAACUGUGACACCUCUGUUGCGCUGAGGUUCGGUCAUAUGAUCGGAAACUAUAGCUGCUCCGCACAGGGUAGCCAAUCAGGAUCCAAAAAAUCUCUGGACCUGACCGGCCCCCUGCUGCUCGGCGGGGUCCCCAAACUCCCAGAGGACUUCCCCGUUCACAACCGCCAAUUUGUCGGCUGCAUGAAGAACUUGCGGAUUGACAACCAACACAUAGACAUGGCAAGCUUCAUCGCUAACAAUGGCACUCUGCCAGGAUGCUCUGCCAAAAGACAUUUCUGCAACAACAACCCGUGUGUGAACGGCGGGACCUGUGUGAACCUGUGGGGCUCGUUCAGUUGCGAUUGCCCCCUAGGAUUUGGAGGACAAAACUGCGAAAGGGUUAUGGCCAACCCGCAGCGUUUCCUGGGUAACAGCCUGCUGCAGUGGAGCAGUCUUGCGGCGGUCGUCCCUUUUCCCUGGCAUGUGGAGCUCAUGUUCCGCACUCGGCAGCCCAGCGCCACGCUGCUGCACAUCUCCGCUGGCCUGCAGCACAACCUCACACUACAGCUGCGUGGGGGGAGUGUGGUGAUGGGCCUGCACAGGGGCGAGGACUCCACCCUGUCCCGGGUGGAGGAGGUGCUGGUGAACGAUGGGGACUGGCAUCACUUGCAGUUGGAUAUUAGUGGCUCCGUGGCAACAACGACCCACCACAAGGCGAUGUUGUCAGUAGACCAUGGCCUCUACCUGGCCAGUAUGGAGGUGGAUGGAAAGCUGAAAGAAUCCAAGCUGAAGGCUGUGAGCGUUGGAGGUGUGAUGAGGGCUGAUGGGACAAUCCAGCAUGGCUUCCGUGGGUGUCUGCAGGGUCUACGUGUGGGCGGGGCUCUCCGUCUGUCUCAGGCCAGGAAGCUGAACGUCGAGGCGGGCUGCAGUGUGCCGGACCCCUGCGGCUCCAGCCCCUGUCCCGCCAACAGCUACUGCAGCGACGACUGGGACAGCCACUCCUGCACCUGCCUCACCGGUUACUAUGGCAGCAACUGCACCGAUGCCUGUUCAUUGAACCCAUGUGAGCAUGAGUCAUCUUGCAGCAGGAAGCCGAGCUCCUCUCACGGCUACACCUGCGACUGUCCCAGCAAUUACUUUGGACAAUACUGUGAAAAAAAGACUGACCUGCCAUGCCCCAGAGGCUGGUGGGGUCACAAGACCUGCGGCCCCUGUGACUGUCGCACUGACAAGGGCUUUGACUCCGACUGCAACAAGACCAGCGGAGAGUGCCGCUGCAAGGACAACCACUACCAUCCUGAGGGCAGCGACGCGUGCCUGCUGUGUGACUGCUACCCGAUUGGCUCGUUCUCCAGGGCGUGCGACAGGGAGACCGGCCAGUGCCAGUGUAAACCCGGUGUCAUCGGACGUCAGUGUGACCGCUGUGACAACCCCUUUGCUGAGGUGUCCCCUAAUGGCUGUGAAGUAAUCUAUGACAGCUGCCCUCAGGCCAUUGAGGCUGGGAUCUGGUGGCCCAGGACUAAGUUUGGUCUUCCUGCAGCGGUUCCCUGUCCCAAGGGAACUUUUGGCACGGCUAUCCGCCAUUGCGAUGAGCACAAGGGAUGGCUGCCUCCCAAUCUCUUCAACUGCACCUCCAUUACCUUCACCAAGCUGAAGGCCCUGUCUGAGAAGCUGUCUCGUAACGCGUCGCUCCUGGACUCUGGGCACGUCCAGCAGACUGCAGCCAUGUUGGCCAACGCAACCCUCCACACGCAGAAGUAUUACGGCAGCGAUGUGAAGGUGGCCUAUCGGCUCACCCAGAGCCUCCUGCAGCAUGAGAGCAGCCAGCAGGGCUUCAACCUCACCGCCACGCAGGACGUCCACUUCACUGAGAAUCUGGUCCGCGUGGGCAGCGCCAUCUUGUCUCCAGACACACGGCCGCACUGGGAGCUCAUCCAGCACACAGAAGGCGGCACGGCUGCCCUGCUGCGCCGCUAUGAGGACUACGCCAACACGCUGGCACAGAACAUGAGGAAGACUUACCUCAGCCCCUUCACCAUCGUUACCCCACAUAUAGUUAUCUCUGUGGACCGCCUCAAGAAAAUGAAUUUUGCUGGAGCCAAGCUUCCCCGGUACCAGUCCCUGAGAGGCCCCCGCCCCGCGGACCUGGAGACGGCUGUCACUCUCCCCGAUUCAGUCUUUGAACCACCUGUGGAAACCAGGGGCCACAGGCACAUGGAUAUCUUCCCAGAACCCUCGCCGAGGAAUCACUCAGGCACCAGGCGGAAGCGGCAUCCUGAUGACAGCCAGCAGGACGCCAUCGCCAGCGUCAUCAUCUUUCACAGCCUGGCCUCACUGUUACCAGAGAGCUACGACCCAGACAAGAGAAGCCUCCGGGUGCCGAAGCGGCCAGUCAUCAACACACCAGUGGUGAGCAUCACAGUGCACGACAACGACGAGCUGCUGCAGCACACGCUGGACAAACCCAUCACGGUGCAGUUCCGCCUCGUCUCCACCGAGGAGCGCUCCAAGCCCAUCUGCGUCUUCUGGAAUCACAGCAUACUUGGCGGUAACGGAGGCUGGUCGGCGAAGGGAUGUGAGGUGGUUUUCAGAAACAACACUCACAUCAGCUGCCAGUGCUACCACAUGACCAGCUUUGCUGUGCUCAUGGACAUCUCCAGGAGAGAGAACGGUGAGAUUCUGCCCAUCAAACUUGUGACAUGGAGCACAGCAGGUGUGACGCUGGGCUUCCUCUUCCUCACAGCGACCUUCCUCCUCUGUCUGAGAGCCAUGCAGUGCAACAAGACGAGCAUCAUCAACAAUGGAGCCACUGCCCUCUUCUUCUCUGAGCUCAUCUUCAUCCUGGGCAUCAACCAGGCAGACAACCCAUUUUUGUGCACAGUCAUCGCCAUCCUGCUGCACUUCUUCUACCUGUGCACUUUUUCCUGGCUCUUCCUGGAGGGGCUGCAUGUCUACCGCAUGAUCAGCGAAGUGCGAGACAUCAACUACGGGCCGAUGCGAUUCUACUACCUGAUUGGCUGGGGAGUGCCUGCUUUCAUCACAGGUUUGGCAGUCGGUCUCGACCCAGAGGGCUACGGGAACCCCGACUUCUGCUGGCUGUCCAUGUACGACACUCUCAUCUGGAGCUUCGCUGGACCCAUCGCCAUGGUCGUGUCGAUGAACAUCUUCCUGUACAUCCUGGCCUCCAGAGCCUCCUGCUCACUGAGACACCACAGCAUUGAGAAGAAAGAGUCCCGUGUCUCGGGCCUGAGGACAGCAGGAGGAGUUCUCAUCCUGGUUUCUGUCACGUGUCUUCUGGCGCUCCUCUCCGUCAACAGUGACAUGAUCAUCUUCCACUAUCUGUUCGCUGGCUUCAACUGUGUGCAGGGUCCCUUCAUUUUCUUCUUCCGCAUCGUCUUCAACAAGGAGGCAAGGAACGCCAUGAAAUACUGCUGCAGCCGCAAGCGUCCUGAUCAUAUGAUCAAGUCCAAGGCCUCGGGCUACAAAUGUAACUCCAGCUAUAUGGAUGGCCGGCUGUACCACCUUCCCUUUGGAGACUCCAGCGUGUCUUUGAACGGCACCAUGCAGAGCGGCAAGAGCCAGCAGAGCUACGUCCCAUUUGUCCUCAGGGAUGAUGGACUGAGUAACAGUCAGGCGCAUAUCGCUCUGAACGACCACGGCUCACUCUUCCAUGAAACUAAAGAGCACUUGGAUGAUCAUGACAGCGACUCCGACAGCGACCUGUCUCUAGAGGACGACCAGAGCGGCUCCUACGCCUCCACUCACUCGUCUGACAGUGAGGAUGAGGAGGGACCCUACCCUCCAGAGGAAUGCUGGGAAAGCCUGGCCUCCAACGUCGCCAAGAGAGCACACCCCCAUGACAACAACUUGACUAAGAUGUAUUGGCCUGGGGAGUACGCAGCGCCGGCGAGUGACAGCGAGCUGGGAGGAGCAGACAGAAUGAAGGUGGAGGGUCUGGCCAGCCCUGAGCCGGGCCUCAACCGCACGGCGCCAGAUGACAGGACGGGGGACAAGGACACCAUGACGCUGCUGCUGCCCAGUCUGCCAAACCUUAAUGCACACCCCCAGAAAGGAAUCCUAAAGAAAAAGCAGCUUUCUCCUAUUGUGGAGAGGAACGGGAUCAACCGCAUCCAUAACGAACUGUCUGAAAACGCCACGGGCCCGACCUCUCCACAGGGAUCGUCCUCCAGUGACGGUAGAGCCGGCCCAGCCAAGCCCAGCCUCCCCGAUCAGCUGAACGGCGUCGCCAUGAGCAUCAAGGCAGGGACGGUGGACGGGGACUCAUCAGGGUCGGACAGCCACCGCAACACCUCCAUGUGACCGCGCUGACGGAGGGGUGUGUCUUUGCAGGUCAUAGAGCCUCCUUCUUCGACAACAACCCUACUGCUUUCCACCGACUGGAAAAGCAAACUGUAUAGGCGGAGGCGCACAAGGGAGCACUGGACAUUCCUAACGCGGGAAGAGGAUGGUAUCCCCCCUCGUCAUCGUGGUCCUCUGAAGGAGUGUGUGUGAUGUGGCAGGUCAAGCAGUCUGUGUUAUGUGUGUGCGUGUGCUGUGUGUGUGUCUGUUGAUGUUCAUACAUGUGUGCCAAACCUCAGGAGUCAUUGCACUGGCCCAGGCUCAAGCACACUGAUAGAACGAGUCUCACUCUCCCUUUAAAGAAAUUGUUUUGUUUACAUACUUGAAGCAAUGCACUUUUUUUUUUAAUUUACACUGCCUGCCCAAGUUUGCUGGUAGUCAACUUUUUAAUUUUUUGUUUUUUGUUCCAGUUGAUAUAUUAUGUUUUGAAGACUAUGGAACAAUAAAGAAGUCAUUCUUUUUGGGGUGGGUCAUUGUAGUCGUAGAGAUGCAAACAUUCAGGGAAUUUCCUCUUCUUGCAUAACUAGUUUGUAAUGUCAUCACGGUUUGCCUGGAUAGCUUAAUGUGGUUACUCUUUUAUUAGAGGUGUUAGUGUUUGUGCUCAGAUGGUGCCAGUGUGAGGUUUGCUCCCCGUUGGAGUUCGGUCUCAGGUGCUGAAGUUACUCUGCAAGCCUGUAAUGUCCAAGGCACAGAACGGCCGAGUCAAGCUCGUUCACAGACUGUAUGCACACUGACUCCUGUCCCUCAUUGACUCGAAAAACAUUUCCAUCCAGAAGUGACCCGCCAUCACACUGUGAUGCACUGGAGGCAGAGGCUCUGCGUGGAUUUGAGGAUGGUGAACUGAACUUGAAACACUGAAACACUGAAGACAGAAUCACUGCAUACUGUGUCUGCCCAUCCUGGAUGCUCUGUAUAAGCUAUUUCUCAUUAAUGAAGGAUGUUUCCCAAGGCAACAGCUAAUCAUCACUCGUACAGAUGUGUGAGAGAGAGAGAGAGUGAUUGCCUUCUCCACUACUUAGCCUUCAUUCCCUCGCAUCACUGAACGGGGGAAACCUGCAUGCACAGACCUAUAAAAAAGACUCAAAGGACUUUUGGUACAUCACGUUUUUGUAAAUCACCGAGAGCCAAUUUUUUAUGGACAUGAAACGUGCUCUCAUUUUCCAAUGUGUUAUCCGAGGGAUGAAUGCUUUUGUUUGACUUCAGUGACUAAACAGCUGUAUUUUAUAGAUUAGCUAUGAAGCAUUUGUCGUUUUUGUAAAAUAAUGAAAUACUUGCAAAUUUGUGUUGUAAUACUAUUUGAGCUAUAUUCCAAUUUUACUGUACAGAGUGGCCUGCAAAGGAAACAAGGAUUUCAACAUAUCUUUAAAUGAAUCAUAUUGCAUAAUUGUGCAUAUUUCACACAGUCAGGUCCACAUGCCGACCGGGCCGAUGCGUCUCAACUUUGAGGGGUCAUUGUCGAUAUUAGGAGGAAAGUAUCUUAUAUCUGAGUUACUGCUACUACUUUCAGUCUAAUUUAUGUGAUGUUUGUGGAUGACUUUUUUUUUUUUACCAACCAUAUAAAUUUAAUGUACAAAUGUAAUUUUAUUGCGAUGCCACAAGCACCGACACUACCUAGUUCAAUCAUGACACAUUGAAAUCGACACCGGUAACCCAACAGAGGACUGUCUCUUUCACUCUGGUGCUCCUCUUGUUAGGGAUCAAACUGUUUUCUACCAUUUCCCAUUUUACCUCAAUAUCUGUGCCAAGUCGAGUAACAGCUAUCAUAUUUUUUUGUUUUUGUAUCUUUUUUUUCCCUGUAUAAUGUAUUUUGCAUUAAGUUCACAGCUGUUUGCUUAUACCAAGGUGCAUAAUGCUACAGUGCAUACAAGUAGGCUAAUCCAAAAUUUGCCAUGAAAGGGACCAGGCUUCAACCUCCGAAUUUUAGAAAUAGCAGACUGUUUGUUUACACAUACACGAGUGUCACAUCAAUCUGUUUUCACGCAGCUGGCGCUCAUAUUCAUUUACUAAUUUUUACUAUCAAACACUUAACUCCUCGCUUGACCUCCUGCUCUUAUCUGGUGUGUAAAGACUGCUCGUUAUAGCGCCUAGCAAUCAACCGCUUCAAAACCAAGAGCUGAUGUAGAUGACUGAUGUCAGAGCUUUAGUGAUACAGGGUAGGCUCUAGAAAAAUGGCUGGUAUUUUUCUAUGUGAAAUUACUUGGUGUAAAGGAUUUCACCCAAAUUCAUUGAAGUAAAAACAGACAGAUGUGGUUUUAACUGUUA
This is a messenger RNA of Myripristis murdjan (pinecone soldierfish), 11634 nucleotides long. It is a transcript of the gene celsr2, whose product is annotated as cadherin, EGF LAG seven-pass G-type receptor 2. The record is from RefSeq and is a predicted model, not a curated record. Gene Ontology annotation, molecular function: G protein-coupled receptor activity; calcium ion binding. Gene Ontology annotation, cellular component: plasma membrane. Gene Ontology annotation, biological process: G protein-coupled receptor signaling pathway; cell surface receptor signaling pathway; homophilic cell-cell adhesion. Lineage: Eukaryota; Metazoa; Chordata; Actinopteri; Holocentriformes; Holocentridae. The transcript is spliced from 34 exons. The coding region runs from base 250 to 9333 and encodes 3027 amino acids.